Messenger RNA from Hymenoscyphus albidus, 2725 nucleotides. The record is from the annotation of a GenBank genome assembly. NCBI's taxonomy places the organism in Eukaryota, Fungi, Ascomycota, Leotiomycetes, Helotiales, Helotiaceae.
AUGCUCGCCUCCUUUCUCUCAAAAGAAAUAGGGGAACGAGUUACUCCUGGCUUGUCCACCCGCUACGUCUUACCAACCCCUCCUCCAUGGGAGGAAGGAGUUCGCGAGUUGCUCAGAACCACCCAUAACUGGGAUACAAUUCGACACAUCUGCCAGCUCCCUUUUCGAGAUCUAAAUACACCUCAAGUUACAUUAUUGGACCGGUGGGAUUCUGGAUUAGAUUCCUUUUUGAUAUCCUUUGCUGCCGGAGCUCAAUCCAACGAAAUCCUCGAGUGGACCAGAGAUCGCAAGGCCAGGGAGCUUUUCAGGCUGCUACAACCAGUCAGGGGGGCAGCUGUUUGGAUGUGGUCUUGGACACCACCAAAUUUUGCUUUCCAAGAUCCUUGUGCGAUCGCGGACGAAUUGCAUAAUGUUGUCUACGCAGCUGUACACAGGGUCACUUUCCAAGAGUGGGUGAGCUACUUGUAUGGACAUGAAGAGCAUGCCGUUACAAGCUUGUUAUGUGGAGUUUGGAAUACACGCGAAAUCCUUCAUAGAAGGCUAUCUCACCGGGUGAGGAAUAAGUACAUUGAGGUUGAGGAGGUGAGUCUCUGUGACAGGACUCUCUGUAACCAGCUGCUAAUGAUAUCAUCAGGAACUGCACUCUCGACACCCUCUGGCACACUGGAUUCUUGCCAGCGGCCUACAGUUCAGCUCCCCCCAGCCCCAAGAUGCCCUUAAUCAUCUCUUCCGUCCCAUUUUGGACCUAUUUGCAAGUAAGGACCCGGCUUGUAUAGUCAAUCGAUUUGCUGUUCUAGAUAUCCGGUUUACCCUCAUGGCUGAAGAGGAAGGCAAUUGGAGUAAACUUUCCACGAACUUUUCCUUUCUCGAAGGCAUCACUUGCAAUAAGCUAAUGGAGUUGGCCGAGUCAAUCACGGAUACCGAGAGCGAGCUCUUUCGCCACUUUUCAGUCGAUGAUUUCCUCCAAUAUCGCGAGGAAACCCGCUUUACGUAUGCCAAGCAAUGGUCAGCGUUAAGUGAUGAUGUCUUCGCAUGUCUUACUGCAGACCGUAGCUUAGUCGGGCGUGUUACGAAGGUUGUAAAGGCAAGUGAAACUCUUCCUCUUUACCUGUUUUAACCAAGUCUAAUACUUUCCAGCAUCUUCGUCUCUUGCGGAACCAAAGCUCUUUGAUAGCAGUGCUUGAUGGCAUCCGAAGGUCAAAAAUUCCUCCUAUAGAGCUAUCCGAGAUAUCGAAAUUGUUUAGACUCGUCGACUCGCACAACAACUAUGCCUUCUACCGGAAACAGUCAUCCAAGGAGUCCAACCCCGUGCUUCCGUUCUUACUUCCUUAUUUUCAAGCAAGUACAAUGAAUCCUGUCAGCGGCCUGAAUGAAUUCUUUCAAUUUGUGCCAUACUUUGGGUGGAGACAACGGCGUGGCAGAUUGGUCGAAGGGGAAAGCGACCUGUCACAGAUAGUACGAGGAGACUUCGGCAUUGAAGAGGUUUGAACCACAUUGUAUAACGCGUUUACGAUAGCAUCAGCUAUGCUUGUCCGUCUAUAUCAUCGAUGUAUAUUCAGAUAUAGAACGCAGCAUCCCGAUAUCGAGCAAUGCUUGCAAGUUCCCAAGUCCUCGGACUCUCUCCAAUCGACUUCUUCUAGAAUCCGGCUUCUACGUUCUUCUCUUCCGAAAAUCCGUGACGGUCAAAGGGGGAAGGUUAAACCAGCGGAGUUGCAGGAAAAGAUUGGCGCCUGGUGGGGCAAGCCCUCGAAUAUUCACAAACGGGUUUUACGGGAGCCUCGAUUACGACGCAAUCAAGCGUAUUGCUGCAACUGCGACAGGAAACGCAAAUACGUCUGUAGAGAUGUGUGCCCAUGUCAACACGUUCGCAAGGGGUGCGACGCUUGCUUGCAAAGGCUAAAUUUAGCAACAGAACCAUUGAAUCCAGGAAAAAUCGUCGCCCUCGACCAGUCCCAGGUUUCUCAAUCAAAUACUGAAAGAAUUAGAGCAAGUCUCGCCUUAAAGAGCCUGUUGAUACAUACCUCAGUAUCGUUCUCGGAGAUCUUCGGCGUUAUCGAUCAGCUUUCAUCUGAGGAAUGUCGGCUUUUGUCGUGUACACGGGAACAAUUUUCACAGAAAGAGUUCUUCUAUCGCUUCGCAGUAGGAGGAACAGGGGCUGAAGAUGAGGAUAUGAGAAAGUUAGGGGCUCUGUACAACCCAGGCCUGACCGUGGAAGAGCUCUGCAAGCUUUGGAAUUGCCUCAUUGUAAGUUGACCUGAACACAAGAUACGAUAUCAAACUAAUUUCCUACUAAGAAGAAUAUUAAGUCAAAGGUGAAGUUCCUACCCGGGGAUACUUGGGAAGCACAGAUAUUUCUCCAUCGAACAGGUAAGUGCUUCUAUGACAAUUUUCCCCUACAAAAUAAGUAACUAUAGGCAGAUCCCCACCCUAAUCAUCGAGGAGCAAGGUAUGACUUCUUAGACCGAAAGUCUUCUACCUGAAUAUCGGCUACUCUUGUGUAUUAUGUUCUAGACAUUCCCAAAGCUUGGGGAGCUGUAUGAUGUGUACUUUAAGAGGAGAGAACCUAAGUUACAUCAAUGGGAAAAUGUACAGAGGCAGUAUCUUGUGUGAAAGCGGCUGAGAUACGCUUGACCUUGGAGAAAAUACUAGGUCUGGUGUAUUGGUUAAGGAUGAUGAAAGAGGUCGCGACUGACAUGGGUUCUUUAAGGACGUGACCAAAAAUAAG